Adineta ricciae is the source of this 1827-nucleotide messenger RNA. The record is from the annotation of a GenBank genome assembly. Lineage: Eukaryota; Metazoa; Rotifera; Eurotatoria; Adinetida; Adinetidae.
AUGAGUCAGCGUAACGUUCAUCUGCUCGAUCUUCCGAAUGAAAUACUAUUUAUCAUCUUGAAAAAACUUCCCAAUAUCGAUGUUCUUUAUUCUUUGUUUGGUAUCAAUAAUCAAAGGCUUAAUCUUAUUGCACAAGAAGAUGUUUUUAUUCGAAAUCUUCAUUUUGUUCGUACUUCUCAAUCAACAGAUGAGGUUCAUUCAAUGCCUGAUGCAAUCUUGAAUCGAUUCUGUCAUUUAAUAUUGCCAAAAAUUCAUGAAAAUAUUAAAUCACUUACUAUUGAAUCUGUUUCUAUGGAAAAUAUUCUCAACAGUGGUAUUUAUCCUAAUCUAACUAAACUUACAAUUUUGAAUUUCAAUGAACAAGUCAUUUCAUAUUAUUUGAAUGAUAAUUCUCCUUGUGCACAUAUUUAUAGACUACCAAUUACAGAUCUUAUUCUUAUUAUCAAUGAAAAAAGUGUUAUCGAUGGGAACGAAUUCGAGAAUAUUAAUGUAGAUUAUGGAAUUAUUUUGACUCUAUUUAAACAUUUAAAACAUUUGAGUAUCAAACCAAUAUCUAUAUUUGAUUAUCCACCUUUAUCAUUAUGUAAUUCAUCAUCAAUGACUUGUUCUUCUUCAAUCCUUACGAAAUUAUGUAUCAACGUACAUAGUUUUAAUGACUGUUUAGCUUUGCUUGAUGGUCGUCUCAAGCAAUUAACUUCGUUCAAUGUUCAAAUUAAUUAUAUUGGCAAUAGAAUAUCAAGAUCUUAUAACAUGGAUGAUCUGCCAAAUUUACAUUGUUUUUCAUUGAUAUGUUAUAAUGAUACAACUGGAUUUCAAAAUUUAGUUGUACCUCUUCUUCGACGAAUGUCAUAUUUGAAAGAAUUAACUAUCUAUAUUCAAAUAUGCCAUACAUUUUUGUUUGUUUCUGGUCAUUAUCUUGAUAAUGAAAUUCUCAAUCGUAUGUUUCAACUUCAAAUAUUCAAAUUCUAUUUUGCUUCUCAAACUAAUACUCAUGAUCUCUCUAUUCGUUUAUCUAAUGAAGAUAUUGAAAAAACUUUCACCAAUAAAGGACAACGACAUAUGACUUCUAUGGUGGAUUAUAUUGAUUCAAUGGGAAUGAUAUCGCGUGUUUUUUCAAUUCCAUUUCAAUUUACUCGUUUGAGGGAUAUUACAAAUAAUCUUCCAACUACGGUGUAUGAUUCUGUUACUCAUUUAAAAUUAUCUGAUGAAAAACCAUUCAACUAUGAAUUUUUUUAUCGACUUGCACGAAUUUUCCCAUCUGUUCGAAGUCUAUGUAUUUGGAAUCUUCUUUCGCCAUUUUCUACAUAUCGCGAAUACUGUUCAAAAGAUGAACAUUGGUGUUCCAUGAUUGAAUAUUCUCAACUUAUUUCACUUGAUAUAAGUUUUACACAUAUUCAUUACGUUGAACAGUUCCUCAACGAAACGAAAGUGUGUUUACCUCGUUUAACUGAAUUAAAGGUCAAACAUCGACAUUUGAGAACGGUAACGGACAAUUUUACAAGAGAUGUGACACGACGCAACUAUUCAGAUUUGAUUUCUCAUUCAAUUUUAACAAAUGGAUUGAAAAAGAAAUUUCAAAAUCUUCAAAUUAUCUCUGAAGAAAAAGAUUCGAUCAAUGAUGAACAAUUCAAAAUUAUUCAAAAGAAAUUCAAUGUCAAAGAUAAAUUAACAACGAUUCCACAAAUUACUAAUGAAAAUCAUUUUCUCACUGUUCCUUUAUCAUCCGUUGCGGUAUGGAUUGACCCAUUAGACGCAACAAAAGAGUUAAACAGGUUUAUUGUUACGAAAAUGCAUCAGUACUUUCCUCAGGAGUAUGAGUACAUGUGA